CAUACCGAACCCCGACAAAAAGGCUCUGUGUGGACGUACUCCGCUGCACUUAAAGGUGAACCACGUGCUGUGCUGUACGAUAUUCGGUGGGUCCCUUUCAAGGUGCUUUCAAGACUUUUUUCCCUUACCGCAUUCUUACACAAGUCUUAGUGAUUGCAAAGUCAACUUAUGGAACUGAAGCACUUUCAGAGACGUGUGGAACUUGUUACUGCUUGAACGAAGCAUAUUUAUUUCGAAAGGAAGCUAAGCCAUACAGUACAUUUAUGGCCGCUUAAAGUAAUAAAAAUUUAUAAUUCGGGUGACGUGUGUCGUGCAUAGGAAACAUUGGCAGAUCACACUAUUUUGUGGGAGAAAACUGUGUAUUUGCACAUUUAACGAAGACCUUCGCUAGCAAGUCAUACAUAAGCAAAGCUGUUUGCUUGCUGGGCAGUCAAGAUGGCUUUAGCAGAAGACAGGCCAGUGAUCAUCAUGUUGCUGGUGUUGGCUGUGCUAUGGGUCACUGAUGUACCGGUGGUAGCUUCUUCAGUUCACCACACACUCUUUGUGACUUUGCCUACACCAACCGACGCUGAGAUAACGGUACAUCCAACCCAGGACCUUCAGGAGGACCAGGACAUUCCCACAGAGGCACCAGACACGUCUUCAUCUUGGGACACAUCGAGUGAAUCCAGAUCUGCACUACUCAGGAUACCAACGAAAGAUACUAAGAUGGUGUUUUUGGCGGAUGACCAUGAAGCCGCUUCCCGCAUCCCCGAACUCAUGACCACACUGUCUGAGCGCUCUGGUCCCUUUGAUGGCAGUCAUUUGUUCCCAAACACUCGCUCUGGUCCGCUUCCUGCUGCCACGACGACGGAGAGAGAUUUACGCACGACUUUCGACGCCCUCACGACACUGAGCAGAACAGAAAGCCCUCAAGAGGUCGGAUCCGAGUCGAGACUAGAAUCAAAUAUGGGUGGAAGUAGAUCAGAUCCGGAGAUCGGCUCCCGACACAACACCGCUGUCUAUCAGCCGAACCACUACCGGCCCCUACCACCUCGCCAGCCUCCCAUGAGGACAUAUAAGCCUUCUUCCUCGGGCCUGCAAGGGGCUUCCGUUAUUGACAAGGAAGACAUCUUUGCCAACAACAUUUAUUCGGGAGGUCCUGGCUCCUUCAAGCGUCCAUAUCGCAAUCUCACCCGAGUUACACACAUUGAAGCUGAGUGUCAGGAUGACUUCAUGAGGAUCCACGUGCAGUUCAACGGUUCUUUCAGUGGUUUGGUUUACUCCUCGGGUUAUGCUUAUGACGGCGAUUGUAUUUACGUAAAUGGCUCGGGUCGCGGCACAUAUGACUUUUUCAUUCAACUGAAUCGCUGUGGAACUUUGAGCGGAAACGAGAAGGGGCGAGAGGACAUGAGGGGACGCACGCCUUCGAAGAACAUGAUGUGGAACACACUAACGGUCCAAUAUAACCCCUUGAUCGAAGAAGAGUGGGACGAGCAUUUCAAAGUCACCUGCGAAUAUGGCUACGAUUUCUGGAAGACAGUCACUUUCCCUUUCCUAGACGUCGAAGUCCAAACAGGUAACCCCGUAGUAUUCACUCUCACUCCGCCGGAAUGCCACAUGGAGAUCCGGUAUGGGUAUGGGACCGCUGGCACUCGGGUUGCUGGUCCCGUGCGGGUUGGUGACCCUCUUACACUUGUGAUUUACAUGCGAUCCGAGUUCGAGGGCUUUGACAUCGUGGUGAGUGAUUGUUACGCACAUAAUGGAGGCAACAAACGCAUUGCUCUCAUCGACCAUUAUGGAUGCCCCGUGGACGAAAAAUUGAUCAGCCAUUUCGAAGGAUCGUGGACGACCGACGGUGUUUAUGAAACACAGGUGUAUGCCUUCAUGAAGACCUUCAGGUUCACUGGAUCUCCAGCGUUGUACAUAGAAUGUGAUGUCAGGAUGUGUCACGGCGAUUGUCCGACACAACCAUGCCAUUGGCGGCGUGGAAAGGUGCAAAAGAGGUCGGUGCAGAGCGAUGACGCCAUCGGUACCAAGCCUGCCAAUAUCUCAGAAAGUCUGAGCCUGUUUCAAGCGUUGCAAGUCAUACGGGACGAUCAGGCUCUUCAUGGGAGUCAGAGGGACUUAAGGACAGAUGGCGUGUGUCUCAAGAAAGGCACUUUUUCAGCACUGGCAGCGAUGGUGGCGAUUGUGAUUGGCAUCUUGACCACAGCCUGUGGCGUAUUGUGUCUCAGAAUUCGCCGGGCCAGCAAGCAAGAGGACCCUCCGGCUCCGAGGACUCCUUACGUAUCGACCUACAGGACAGACUUCGUCCCUCCGACUAAGAAAAGACUGGAAUGAUAAGUCAAACCUUUAAAGAAAGCCGCUUUUAAUUUA
This is a messenger RNA of Penaeus monodon (black tiger shrimp), 2358 nucleotides long. RefSeq lists its product as uncharacterized. NCBI's taxonomy places the organism in Eukaryota, Metazoa, Arthropoda, Malacostraca, Decapoda, Penaeidae. The transcript is spliced from 14 exons. Bases 436 to 2322 code for a protein of 628 amino acids. The record is from RefSeq and is a predicted model, not a curated record.